Boeremia exigua is the source of this 4438-nucleotide messenger RNA. RefSeq lists its product as uncharacterized. Bases 107 to 4384 code for a protein of 1425 amino acids. Gene Ontology annotation, cellular component: mating projection tip; nucleus; plasma membrane. NCBI's taxonomy places the organism in Eukaryota, Fungi, Ascomycota, Dothideomycetes, Pleosporales, Didymellaceae. Gene Ontology annotation, molecular function: actin binding; calcium ion binding. The transcript has 2 exons. Gene Ontology annotation, biological process: endocytosis; actin cortical patch assembly; endosomal transport. The record is from RefSeq and is a predicted model, not a curated record.
CACAUCACCCUCUCCACCUGUUCGCGCGAUUCCUCCUGAAUCUCUGAGUCCACCUCGCAUGCGCAGCACCCGAGCCGUUUGAUCGACCCGCGACCGCUCGCACACGAUGUUUUCGGGGUCGAGCUCGUACCUAGGGGGCGGGAACAGUGCCCGCCAGUAUGGCCAGCAGCCGCAGCAGCCGCAGCAGCAGCAGUUUGGCCAGCAGCCGGGCUUCCAGGGCGGCAUGCAGCCCCAACAGACGGGCUUUGGAGUGCAACCGCAGCAGACGGGCUUUGGAGGCGCCCCGAUGCAGCCAAUGCAGCAGCAGUUCACUGGCUUCCCGGGGCAGCCGCAGGGCUUUGGACAACAGCAGCCUCAGCAGACUGGAUUUGGACAGCAGCCUCAGCAGACUGGGUUCGGUCAACAACCUCAGCAGACUGGCUUUGGACAGCAGCCCCAGCAGCUCCAGUCGCAGUUCACCGGCUUCCCUGGCCAGCAGCAGAACCAGAGCUUCCAGCAGCAAGCUCCCCAGCAGCAGCCGUUCCAGACCGGCGCACCGCAACAGCAGCAGCAACAGCAGCCUCCGCAGCCGCAGCGACCCCAGCCCACGGGCAUGACCUCGGCCGCAAUGGCCGACUCCUUCCGAGGAUCCUCGUCUGUGCCACCGCCGGUGCCUGCGAAGACAGGCAGCAAGAUCCCCAGCAUACGGCUGUCGUUCAUCACAGCGCAGGACCAGGCCAAGUUUGAGCAGCUGUUCAAGUCUGCUGCGGGCGAUGGCACAGUCCUGUCGGGCGACCAGGCGCGCGACUUGCUGCUGCGCUCGAAGCUGUCAGGAGACGCGCUCGGUCACAUCUGGACGCUGGCUGACACCACCAAGUCGGGGCAGCUUUUGUUCCCCGAGUUCGCACUCGCCAUGUACCUCUGCAACCUGAAGCUGACAGGGAAGGACCUUCCAGCCGCCCUGCCCGACCGCGUCAAGAACGAAGUGUCGAGCAUGGUCGACAUCAUCUCCUUCAACAUCGCCGAUGAGCAGCCGAACCGUGCUGCCGCCGCCAGCAAUGCGCCCUCGUUCAACGAGCCUCCCACAAUUCAGCAGCCGCAGCCACAGCCAUCGAACAGUCAAUUGCUGUCAUCAUUGGCGUCUCAGCCGACUGGAUAUGGCCAACAGCCCAUGGGUAUGCAACCGCAGCAGACUGGCUUCGGCCAGGGCAUGGGAGGCGGCUACAACGGACCGCGUCCCCCCAUGCCGCCGAUGCCUACUGGGUUCGGUGGUAACAACUUGGCCCCUCAGCAGACUGGCAUGGCACCUCUCAAUGCUCAGCCAACAGGCAUGCCUGGACAAUGGGGUCUUGUCAACACCCCUGCUACAGGUCUGCCCAACAUCGAAGCGCUGGCAGGGCGUAUGAUGCCUCAGACAGGGAGAGACACAGGCAAUCAGACGACCAGCGGACUCACUGGCAACGCGACUAUUCCUUGGGCCAUCACAAAGGGCGAGAAGAAGCUGUAUGACGAAACCUUCAAGGCUUGGGAUGGAAUGAGCAAGGGCUACAUUGCUGGUGCACAAGCGAUUGAGAUUCUUGGUCAAAGUGGUCUGCCCAAGCCUGACCUGGAGAAGAUCUGGACUCUUGCUGACUCUGCGGACCGUGGGCGUCUCAACCUGGACGAAUUCGCUGUUGCAAUGCAUCUCAUCUACCGCAAGUUGAACGGAUACCCGGUACCGAACCGUCUGCCUCCUGAGCUGGUCCCUCCAUCCACGCGCAACAUCAACGACUCUAUUGGCGCAAUGAAGAACUUGCUUCGCGGAGACGCGGAAGACAGGAAGAACUCUGGCGCAUUCCUUCAGCCGCAACGUACUGGUGUCAGCUAUCUCAAGACGCACUCGUUCCGGUCCACUAGUCCAGCGGCCGGCGGCCGCAAGGAUGCCACUGUCUUCAGAAACAACGAUGAUAAUGCCGGCUAUCGCUCAAGCGCAAGACACCGUGUUGGUGCUGGUGGUCGCUCACCUUCGCCCGCUUCGGGUGCCUCUUCCCCACCAUCUGGGCGUUCGGACGAGAUGAGCUUGGAGCAACUCAGAAAAGCUGUCAAAGAAAAGCAGAUCUUGUUGGACGCUAUGGAUACCCGGGAUGAGGACGCCGCUGAUGAAGAUGACGCUCUUGACCGUCGGGACCGCAAGGAGGCCGAUGAGUUGUACCGUCGCAUUCGCAGGGUGCAGGACGAUAUCGAUGCUCACCCUAAAGCUUCACUGCAUGGGGGCGAUUCGGACGCAGAGCGUCGUACGCUCAAGCGUCAGCUUCAGACUUUGACAGAUCGUCUGCCCGAGGUCGCAUCCAACGUGCGUCGCAUCGAACGCGAAAUCGCUGAUGCCCAACUCGAGCUCUUCAGACUGAAGGAUGCCAAAGCGCACCCUGGAUCCUCAUCUACAAUCGUCGGAACAGGGCCCGGUGGCGCCGUCACCGAAUCAGACCGAUUGAAGGCUCGUGCUAAGGCCAUGAUGCAAGCACGCUCCGCUGCUCUGACUGGCAAGCCUGCUCCUGCUAGUGACGACACAGGUGCGGCCACGGAGCGCUUAGAGAAGGAACAAUCUCGAAUUCGAUCGGAGAAGGAGAACAACGAGCGCAUGAUUCGUGACGUGGAAGACAGUGUCAACGAGUACACCAAGGGACUCGACGCCAGUUUGAAGGAGGGUGGACACGACAACCGCAGCGAGCAUGAGCGUCGCAGAUGGGAAGAGGCUCUUGGUGUCGAGGAUGAAGUCAGGGAUUUCAUUUUCGACAUGCAGCGAAGCAGCCGUGCUACUCGCGUACGAAAGGAAGAGAAGUCUCGCGAUACAGGGCGCACGCCUUCGCGCACCAACGAUGCCCCGUCAACGUCUCGUUACGAGAGCCCUGCACGUGCCACUGAGUCUCCGCGACCAACACCUUCAUCCGGUGGUGCCUCUAAUUACAAAACACCAGCCGAGCGCGCUGCGUUCAUCAAGCAGCAGGCUGAGCAACGAAUGGCCGAACGCUUGGCGGCUUUGGGCCUGCGAGCCCCGGCGAAGGCUGGCGAAACCCCUGAGCAGCGUGCAGAGCGCGAGAAGAAGGAGCGCGAGGAUAAGCUCAGGCAGGCUGAAGAAGAAGAUGCUCGUCGCGAGCAGGAAAGACAAAGGAGACUUGAAGGAGAGUCCGCAGCACCUCCAGCUCCAGCCAAGUCUGUUGGCAAGAAGCCGGCUCCUCCCCCACCAGUGUCGCGCAAGAACAAGACCGAGGUUGCACAACACGACGUGCAUCAGGCAGAAGCAGAGGCGAAGAGAGCUGAGAACGAGAUUGCUGAGCAGGCUUUGCGGGAACAGCAGAAAGCCCAGGAAGCAGAGACUAAGCGCAUGGAGGAGGAAGAGCGCCGACAGGAGGACGAGCUUGCACAGGAGCGCGAGGCUGCCCAGGCACGUCUCAAGGCUCUUGAGGAGCAAGUACAACAGGGCAAGCUCAAGAAGGCAGAGGAGAAGAAGCGCAGAGCUGGCGCGCAGAAAGAGCAACAGGACAAGGAGGCCAAGCUGGCCGCUCAGCGUGCCGAGAUCGAAGCUGCUCGCGAACGCGAGCGGCAGUUGCAGCUCCAACUGGAGGCUCUUGAUGACGACGACUCUUCUGACGACGACGGUCCCCACAACAUCACCCCGCAAGACUCCACUCCCGCUGCAAGCCAGGAGCUACCACGGAGCACAGCACCGCCCCCAGCGCCACCUAUGCCACAGGUACCGGGAUCGUUCCCAAGCCCGCCCGCAUCGGCGGUGACCAGCCCUCACCCUGUUGCUGGAGGUGAAAGCACGAAUCCAUUCUACAAGAAGAUGGCGUUGUCUACCCAGGACAAUAACAGCACACCCCCGCCUCCGGCCAGCACCACUAGCGAGCUGUCUACAAAUCCAUUCCACCGUCUGACGCAGGAGCAAGCCCAGAAGGCUGCCGCGCCGACCUUUAAUGAGCCCGCUGCGCCGUCAGCUCGCACCCGUGGAAGGCAAGAUGAUGACGGUUGGUCUGGUGAUGACUCAGAUGAUUCGUCCUCAGACGAUGACGAGGCUCCUACAAAGGGAGGUGCUCAGCAUCUGGCUUCCAUCUUGUUCGGCACAAUGGCACCCCCACGACCUUUGUCGUCGAUGGACAACAAGGACUCGCCUGUUCAAACUCCAGCGCCCUCAGCGGGUAUUCCACCACCACCUCCAAUGCCUACAGGCGCUGUACCUCCUCCUCCCCCAGGUCCUCCACCACCUCCGAUGGGAGGGGCUCCUCCACCCCCACCAAUGCCCACUAUGAAGGCAUCUGGCGGUAUGGAUCGUGGAGCUCUUCUGGGUCAAAUCCAGGCUGGCAGAGGCUUGCGAAAGGUUGAGACUAAGGACAGGAGCACAUCGUCUACGGCAGGUAGGGUUCUAUAGAAAGCACAAGGUUAUCUCUGUAAAUAGCUUAUAAUAUCAUCGUCGCCCUUUUCA